Messenger RNA from Hypoxylon trugodes, 1520 nucleotides. RefSeq lists its product as uncharacterized. Lineage: Eukaryota; Fungi; Ascomycota; Sordariomycetes; Xylariales; Hypoxylaceae. The transcript is spliced from 3 exons. The coding region runs from base 129 to 1250 and encodes 373 amino acids. The record is from RefSeq and is a predicted model, not a curated record.
AAAGGACGAGCAGACAUAAGUUCCAAUAUGAGCCUCAUAUAUACUAGAUAGUUAGCCAAUCCAUACCUAGGAAACUCCUGGAUUAUAGUACGAGAUUCGUUGCCGAAAUUUGACGUUUGACGUGACCCAUGGACACAACAGGGGAGAGCAUGUCUACGGACAGCAAUGCCGUUGAUAUAGAGGUUCCUUGCAUCGUUUUCUUCGUGUUGACGCCGCUAUUUCUGGGCAUGCGACUCGCAUCUCGACUGAAAACCGGUUCAGGCCUAGGAUGGGAUGAUUGGAUGAUAAUGGUAUCGUGGGUUUUCGCUCAGCUCGUAUCGGGCCUCUUGAUCGCAGCUUGCAUGCAUGGUUUCGGACAGCACUACUACAUCAUUCCAGAGUCGGAGAAAACGUUGACGCUCGAGAUCUAUUAUAUCGCACAAGCGUUCUAUAAGCUUACCCUAAAUAUGACCAAGGCGUCUAUCCUCCUAUUAUAUCUUCGAAUAUUCCUGCAGCGAUGGUUUAGGAUAUCGUGUUAUGUGGUGUUGGCUAUUAUUCUGAGUUAUAUGGUGGCGACAACCGCCUCGUCUAUCUGGCAGUGUACCCCAAUUAGCAAAGCCUGGGACAAGUCGAUACCGGGAACAUGUAUCAGCAUCACUGGAAAUUGGUAUGCGAACGCAGGUUUCUCUAUCGCGACGGACAUCACUAUUUUGGUGCUUCCUAUGCAACCCAUCUAUGGAUCCAAUCUGCCGACGAGACAGAAAUGGGCAUUGAUGAUUGUGUUUGCCUGUGGAAUAUUUGUUACCAUCACGAGCAUAAUACGUAUGCAGACCAUUAACUUCUCGUCGACUAGCUCCGAUCCUACGUAUGAUAUUGUAUCAUCGACUUGGACCGUCAUUGAAGAGAACGUCGCUAUAAUAUGUGCGUGUUUGCCUAUGUGUAAAGCACCAUUGAACUGGUUGUUCCCGUCGAUGUUCACAUCUAGCUCGAGGCGCACCUCGAAUGGUUAUAAGCCGCCGAGUCAAGGCACAGAAGAAACUAGCCGGAACAUAUGGCGUCCAAUCAGGGGUGAUAGCGAAAUGUUGAGUACGCGUGUGACGUCUGUCCAGUGUCGGAAAUCUUCCAACGCGAAUAACAGCCAGGAAUACAUGUUAGAGAAUACGAUCUCAACGGAUCAUGGUAGUGAUGUGGAGGGUGGCCGGGGUAUUCGAAAAAUCAUACAAUACGACAUAACGGUCCAUACGUCAGGCGAAAGUAAAGAGCGUGUUUAAAAUGCAAUGAUUGAAAAUGAUAAAUUCACUUGGAUUUAUGGGGCGUUAUAAUGAAUAACCUUCGUUUUGAUCCCUUCUUGUGUAUGGGGUAGACAUGACGAAAUCAAUAAUGAGGGUACUGGCGUAUAUGGUUGGACAUGGACUGUCGGCUGUGAAUAGAUAAAUGAGCACGAUAAAUGUAUAUAUGAUAUCAAAGGCAUCAGGUUAAGAAAAAAAGAGAUUCAACGAUAUUUUCAGCAUCCUAACUCCAGUUGCAGAAGUAUAAUUGCU